This is a messenger RNA of Sugiyamaella lignohabitans, 1539 nucleotides long. It is a transcript of the gene mug136, whose product is annotated as acetylglucosaminyltransferase (predicted). The record is from RefSeq and is a predicted model, not a curated record. The transcript has a single exon. Gene Ontology annotation, molecular function: glycosyltransferase activity. NCBI's taxonomy places the organism in Eukaryota, Fungi, Ascomycota, Dipodascomycetes, Dipodascales, Trichomonascaceae. Bases 1 to 1539 code for a protein of 512 amino acids. Gene Ontology annotation, biological process: protein N-linked glycosylation.
AUGCCAGUGCAUAUCAUAGACUCAGAAUUUCAUCCGAAAGCUAUAGACUUCAAUGGUAAAAAGUCCAAGGUUGGAAUAGUGACAUUCUUGUCAACUCGUCAUUCUGAUAAUACAUUUGGUGACGGCAUCGACCCCGAGAAAACAGACAAACAUCUUCCUAUUCAAGAUCAUCAUAAUGAAAAAGAUGACUUUUUUAAUGCCACCCGAGUUUUAGCAUACAAACUUCUUCGUGAUCCCAAAACAAAGACUCAAAAAGAUAUUCCAUUCUUGGUCAUGGUCACAAAGACCGUUGAUCAAUGGAAGAGAGAUCAGUUGAUGGCAGACGGAGCGCAUGUGUUUGAAGUCGAUUACAUUCCUGUGCUGAAAUCAAUGCAGCGAGGUGAAAAAAGAUGGCUCGAUCAGUAUACAAAGCUACGACUUUUCGAGUUGACUAAUUUCGAUCGCAUGCUGUAUAUGGAUGCUGAUAUGUUGGUGACGAGAAGUCUCGACGGCAUUUUUGAAGACCCGGCCUCAUAUCCAAUAGCAGCACCUGAAAAUAAAGCCGAGCAUAUUCCAGAUGAAUAUCUUUUGGCAGGUGUUGACGAUGUCUAUGGUACGAAUAACCCAAUUCCACGACCUCCAUCUGAUUCUUUCAAUGCAGGCUUUUUUGUGUUCAAGCCUUCGACGGAUCUAUUUACCAAGUAUCAUUUGAUGAUGUCAAAUCCUGGUCUGUAUAACAGUAAUCAGAUGGAACAAGGACUGUUAAACUAUGUUCACAGACUGAACGGAAACUUGCCUUGGCAGCGACUGACGCCUGGUAAGUGGAGUGUCACCUGGCCCAGCUAUACUGAUUAUAAGUAUGGUGUAGCCACUUUACACGAUAAGGUCUGGUUGCCAACUCGAGACAGUCGAUUACGUGAACUGUGGAUGAAGGACUACAAAAACAUGGUAGCUGCCAAUGGUGAAGUAAGACCCAUUACUGUGGACGAGGCACUUGAAGAUCUCAAGCCUCAACACACAGCCACGCAAAUAUCAGAACCUGCUGCAAAGACUGAGGCUACAACUGUUUCUGAAUCUGUUGCACCCGAUUCUGAAGGGAAGGUUGAAAAUGAGGUGGUUCCCGAUGCCACAGCUGUUGCAGAAGCGACUGGUACUCCAGUUUCCGACGACUCUUUGGCAGCUGCAACAAAUACAGGGGCCAUAGAGAGUUCUAAACCGACAGAAAAUACGGAGGUUGAACCGACGAGUAAACCCAAUAUCGGAACAUCCUCAUCAGAUAUUCCCAGUGACGACGUUGACGACGUUAAACCAGAGAUCAUCCCGGCAGCAACUCCCGUUGCAGAAGCGUUACCGUCUUCAACUGAAGCCGAAGCUAAGACAGAUGAAGUUAAGUCAGAUGAAUUAGCUAGCAUUCAAAUUGAAGACGAUGUUACUGUUGGAACCGAUACAACGCUAGAUGACGCUACAAACGAGACUGAGUCUGAUGAGACGCCGUAUGAAGCAGAAUCAACCCCAUCCGUUAAAGUUGCCGUAGAGGGAACUGACGGCGAUAUUGUCUAA